Molecule: messenger RNA, 2176 nt
Organism: Symbiodinium necroappetens
Lineage: Eukaryota; Dinophyceae; Suessiales; Symbiodiniaceae
Source: the annotation of a GenBank genome assembly
GAAGGCUUCAGUGGAUGAAGCGGCCCCCUGGCAGGACAAUACGGCUUUGCACUACACGCCUUUGCAUGUUGCUGCAAGGGCGGGAAAUGAAAAGUGCUGCCAACUGCUUUUGCAAGCAGCUGCAGACAUGAACGGACGAUGUCAGGUGAAAAUAACAGAAUGCACGGGAAGGAUUCUGCACGGCGACUGGUACUUCACACCGCUAGAUACCGCUAUCGAGAUGAGCCAGACUGCAGUCGUGAAGCUGCUCCUAGCUCAGAAGGCAGACCUCAUCAAGAACAAGCAGGAUGCGCCUGAGCACCUGAUAUCCUCGCAGGACAAGCACCUCCGGGUCGACAGGUAUAACUACUCCUUGCAGAGCCUCUUGAGCAGUGGGAACAGCCGGGUGAUAUCGGAAGUCGCUGCCGCGCUGCAAGACACUCCUCAACAGGUAGCUCACUUGACCGAGGAGGACAUCGUGCGAUUUCUGAAAACUCCAGGCAAUGCGCCAGUCAAUCUGAUGAAGGCGGUCUUCUACGAGACGAGUCAAAUCAAGUAUUGGAAGCCGGCCCAGCAGACCAGCGCCUCGUCCCGAGGCGAAGGCAAAUACGACGAAUAUUUUCGUCCGGAAUACAUCAUGAAUGUCAAGCAGAGCGACACGCGAGUCUAUGCUCAGUCAGCCAACAUUCGAAAAAUCCUUGUAUACGGAAAGGUCCAGCAUGUAAUCAACUUCACCGAGGGGCCGUCGAGGGACGAUGUGGACAAGCAUUGGAAAGACAGAAGAGUCUUACGGGAUCAAAUCCCAGAGUUCGUUCAGCGAAUUGCGCCCCAGCCGGAGAAGGCAUCGGCGUACUCAGGCUUGGGCAGCCUUUUCAGGGAGAGUGUGUACCUUCCCGUCAAUUUUUUUGCCUGCCUUGUCGCGAACUUGCACCAAAGCGAGGAGGUCUUGCUUGCUAUUGCCAGCUGUCCGAAUCAGGAAAUCUUUCGCCUGCGUGAGUGUGAGGCCAUCGUGUCUUUCAACUGGACCACAGUCAGAUAUAUUCACUUGUCAGACCUGGCAAUUCAGGCAGCCACCUCGUUAUUGCUGCUUUUCAGCAUCUCAACAUUGCGAGAUGAGGACCCAGAGUGGUGUGCCAACCUCCCCUGGUUCGCCUUGUCAGGUCUUCCCUUCGUCACAGCAACCGUCGUCAUGAGGCUCUGUGAGGCAGUGGGCAACAAGAUGAGGGAGCCAUGGGAAGUCUACACGGAGGCCAUGGAGUUGGCCCUGGCUAUAGCAACCAUGGCACUGUUCAUCGUCUUCAUGAUCCCACCCACAAGCGGCCCGCUAACCUGCGCGGAUCGUGGGGUCGUGGAUCGUCUGUCGAUGCGAGCCGCCAUCAUUGUGACGAGCUCCCUGCGAUUGAUGCACAACAUUGACAUGCUGAGGCUAGCCUUCUCAGAGGUGAACAUGAUCGUGACACCGAUCAUUUCAGCUUUGGCUCGGUCACUUCCGUUUUGCAUUGCAGUGAUUUACUUCGCGUUUAUCAUGUGGCAAGCAUACUGGACCUUAGAUGUGGAAGAAUGGCAAAACGGCUGGAAGGCAAUUAUUAUUGCUUGGCGUUUCGCUGUCUUGGGCGACUUCGAAGUCGAAGAGCUCGAAGGUCAAGAAGGCACCUGGCACCAGGCUGCCGAUGCGCCGAUGUGGACUUACGAGGAUCCAGAGCUCACUGACAACUCCACACUAGUCCGAGGAGUCUUCAUAGUGCUGUGCGGCAUGAUGUUCCCGGUCCUUAUCAUGAACAUCCUGAUCUCCGUCCUCAGUGUUUGGCUGGAUUUUGCAAUCAAGAAUGUCUGGCUUGAUUUUCAGCGGGCAAGAGCCAGGAGAGUCUUGAAGUACAAGGCACUCACCCGAUUGUUGUGCAAAUGCCGCAAGGCCGAGGACAUGGAUGUGAACGAACAAGAUGUGAAAGCGAGCGCGCCGUACAUUUGGUUCUCUGCUCCGAAGGAGGAGGAGAUUCUGGAAAAUGAUGUCGCGCCUGGACUCAAUCUCAAAUUCAAGGAAGCCGCCGAAGGCGACCAAAGGAUUGAGUCAAGGCUGGGAAGCCUGGAAAGGUGCCUGCAGAUCCUGGUGGACAGCAAUGUUCGAAACGAGCGUCGCCGUGCAAAGAACACAUUCGACAAGGCGUUCAGCACGCCCAAAGACAUGAAUGGUGCUUAG